Messenger RNA from Menidia menidia (Atlantic silverside), 1777 nucleotides. The record is from the annotation of a GenBank genome assembly. Lineage: Eukaryota; Metazoa; Chordata; Actinopteri; Atheriniformes; Atherinopsidae.
CCCCUCCCCACACACACACACACACACAUACAAACACACACACACACACAAACACACACACACACACACAAACACACACACACACCUCAGUUUGUAUUAUUAUUUCUCAGGAGCUGAGGCAGAUUUUCCUGUUUAUAGACUCAUUUUCGGGGCUUCGUUUUUCUGUAAACCUGUGUAAUCGCUGCAGGAUGAAUAGGAUGUCAGACAGUAUCAUUGGGAGUUGGGAGCCCUGUCUGGAGUGUGUGUUUUACCUUCUGCCACGCAGGCACAGAGGAACCAACAGCAGCGAGUGGGUGGGACCAGUCCAAAGACUACGUAGCCACGUAGCUGGUCUUCAACGUUAGCUGUGUAGCUAACGUCAGCAAGCGUUACAAUGGACCUGCCACAUCACGGGUACCGAGCAACAGCGAAGCCACGAGCUCGUGCAGCUCCUCCCACGGGCGACUCCGUUUUGUUUGAAGACACCAGCUCCGCCGCGCCUGGGCUGAACAGUCAGGGCUAUUACACUCCCGGGUACAACAUGGGAGCACCCUCUAAUGACAUGCAGGGAGGUGCAAACGUGAACAACAUGUUCACUGACCCCAUGGCCAACGCUGCAAUGAUGUACGGCUCCUCCCUGGCCAACCAAGGAAAAGAUAUAGUACACAAAGAGAUCGGCCGAUUCAUGUCCGUGAACAAGCUGAAGUACUUCUUCGCAGUCGACACCAAAUAUGUUCUGAAGAAACUCAUGAUCCUCAUGUUCCCUUAUACACAUCAGGACUGGGAAGUCCGUUACCACCGGGACACUCCACUGACUCCAAGACAGGAUGUGAAUGCGCCUGAUCUUUACAUACCAUGCAAGUUCAGUCCAGAGGUCCUGGGCCUGUGUGCCAGCACCGCCCUUGUGUGGGUCAUCAUCGAGGUCUUGGUCAUGUUGUUGAGUUUGUACCUGCUGACGGUACACAGCGACCUGUCGACCUUUGAUCUGGUCGCCUACAGUGGAUAUAAAUAUGUUGGGAUGAUAUUCACGGUGUUGUGUGGCUUACUGUUUGGCAGCGAUGGUUACUAUGUGGCCCUCGCCUGGUCCUCAUGCGCCCUUAUGUUCUUCAUUGUUCGAUCUCUUAAAAUGAAGAUAUUGCCCUCGAUCUCCUCGGACUCCAUGGGAAUGGGUUCAAGUGCCAAACCUCAGCUCCGCCUUUAUAUCACCGUGGCAACUGCAGUCUUUCAGCCAAUUAUUAUUUACUGGUUAACCUCUCACUUGGUCAGGUGACUGCGACGCAUUUAAAACCUCAAGUCCGAGUGACCUGGACCCAGAAAGAUAGGGUUGUUAAGUGUUUUUGCACUUGUCUUUGUACACUUGUGUCUGUAAAAUCAAGGCAAACGUAGACAGUGUUGAGCUUUUCUGUUAAUAUCUUUUAGUUGAUGUAACACAGAAUGUGUUGCUGCUCACCAUGACUGUAUAGUAACGUACAUAAUGCAUAUUUUUGUCCGCCUAACUUUUAAACACAAGGGCUUUCGAUGACAGAGCUGUUUAAUCAGAGCUGAUUUUGUGUGGGUUUCAUUUUGUGUAAUGUCUCUGGACAUGGUUUCCACUACUCACUUACAGACACAAAUCCACAUGACACUCACAAUUACAGUAUCAUUUCUCAGUUAUUGAUGAUGAUGAUGCUGCAUUAAUCCCCUUUCUAUUUUCAGUCAGUAAGUCUGUUAUUUAUCUACAUUUGACAAAGCAUGACAAUGUUUGGAUUUUUGUAGAAAAAAUAAAUAUAUUUAGCUUUGUGUAUUCAUGUUUAAACGA